This is a messenger RNA of Sebastes umbrosus (honeycomb rockfish), 2884 nucleotides long. Its product is annotated as disintegrin and metalloproteinase domain-containing protein 11-like. Lineage: Eukaryota; Metazoa; Chordata; Actinopteri; Perciformes; Sebastidae. Gene Ontology annotation, molecular function: metalloendopeptidase activity. Gene Ontology annotation, biological process: proteolysis. The record is from RefSeq and is a predicted model, not a curated record. The coding region runs from base 387 to 2618 and encodes 743 amino acids. The transcript has 24 exons.
UGUCCUCCUCUCACCGCAGACCCAGAGCAUCUCUCUUCGCUUUCCCAUCCCAUCCAUACCGCAGAUUCGCAUAAUACACGUACAGCCUCAUCCAUCCAUACACUCAUUUCCUCACUAUUUCCUGACUGAUGAUCAAUAUAUAGGCCUGUAUUGAUCCUCUGAGGCCUAUAGGUUAUGAUUCAUUUCUCAUCAUUCUGAGAGCGCGACAGAGAGAGAGAGAGAGAGAGAGAGGCAUAGAGAGAGGAGGAGAGAUGAGAGGACGCGCAUCAUCAUCAGAUGUUUAGCAGAUUCACUCUUCGCCAUCAUUUCUGCUGUGCGGUUUUUGCUCCUCUUCGUGACAUCUUGCAGGCUCUCGAUGUUGUAAUCCGGGGGAAUAUGUGAAGAUCAUGCUGGCGGUGUGGUGCUUCAUGGUCUUUGCUGCAGUGGGCGAGAGUCUUGCGGUCUCAGGUGUGGACAGGAGCCCGGUGCAGGAUGGAGACAUCUGGGACUGGUUUACCCCGGCAGGGAAGCCGGACAGCGGGGACACUGCCACCAAGGUCACCUAUCCAAAGCGGCUGGUGCAGCAGAUCGAGUCGGAGGAGGAAAUGGCUCAUGACUACUUGGAUACCAGGGUGAAGAACAGCACCGGGGACACCUCGCCCGUCCACUUGGCCCAGAGCUGUUUUCAAGUGGAAGCCUUUGGACAUACCUUCACUCUGGACCUGGAGCUAAACCAUCACCUCCUGUCUUCAGAAUAUGUGGAACGGCACUUUAACCAGGAUGGCAGAGCCUCACAGUCGGUGGGAGGGGAGCACUGCUACUACCAGGGAAGGUUAAGAGGUUUGCCAGAGUCCUGGGCAGCUCUCUCCACCUGCCACGGCCUGUGCGGCAUGUUCUCUGACGGCUUCUUCUCUUACGGGAUUGAGCCCUUGCACAAUGGGAGCAAUCAGGAUGAUGGCGCUCACCUAAUCCGCAGGAUGCCUGAUAUCAGACUUCCCCCCCACUGCCCAGACUGUACAGAGGAAGGUGAGUGGGAUAGCAGAGGAGGUGAUGCUGAUGACGACAGACCGGACCAAAUGAGGGAGCAGCAGGUGUCUGAGGGGCUGAGGCGAUCCAAGAGAUAUGUUCGCAAGCCCUCUGUCCAGACUGAGACCAAAUAUAUUGAGUUGAUGGUGGUCAACGACAACGAAAUGUUUGUACAGCUGCGUAAAUCUAGCAGCCAAACCAAGAACUUUGCCAAAGCAGUGGUCAACAUGGCAGACGCGAUCUACAAGGAGCAGUUGAACACGAGGAUCGUGCUGGUUGCCAUGGAGACCUGGAACUCUAAAAAUAUGAUUCCAGUAGUUGAAGAUCCAUUGAUAACGCUGCAGAACUUCAUGAAAUACAGGAAGGACAACAUCAAAGAUCAGAGUGACGUCGUCAAUCUUUUCUCAGGGCGAACAUUUCAAAGUAGCCGCAGUGGGACGGCCUACACAGGAGGAGUGUGCUCUCUAACAAGGGGAGGAGGCAUCAACGAGUAUGGGAAUGUAGGAGCGAUGGCCAUCACUUUGUGCCAGAGUCUUGGCCAAAACAUCGGCAUGAGGUGGAACAACAUACGCAACGCUGCAGGAGACUGCAGGUGCCCAGAUAACUGGCUGGGCUGCAUCAUGGAAGACACGGGAUUCUAUCUGCCCAGAAAGUUUUCUCGCUGCAGUGUUGAUGAGUACAUCCAGUUCUUGCUCCAGGGGGGCGGGAGCUGCCUCUUCAACAAGCCAAACAAGCUGUUGGACCCUCCAGAGUGUGGGAACGGCUUUGUGGAGCCAGGGGAAGAGUGUGAUUGUGGAUCCCAGGUGGAGUGCGUCCGUAGUGGAGGAGCCUGCUGUAAAAAGUGCACACUUACCCACGAUGCCAUGUGCAGUAACGGACUCUGCUGCAGCAGCUGCAAGUAUGAGCGGAGAGGCGUGGUAUGUCGAGAGGCUGUGAACGACUGUGACAUCCCAGAGACCUGCACCGGAGACUCCAGCCAGUGUCCUCAUAAUGUGCACAGGCUGGAUGGCUACAUGUGUGAUACUAGUCAGGGUCGCUGUUACGGUGGACGGUGCAGGACGCGUGAUGGACAGUGUAGGGGACUCUGGGGUUACAAUUCAGCAGACAGGUUUUGUUAUGAGAAGCUGAACGCUGAGGGGACGGAGAAAGGCAACUGUGGUCCGGGUCCUGAAGGCCAGGGCUGGCUGCAGUGCAACAAGCCGGAUGUCUUAUGCGGCUUCCUGUUCUGUGCCAACGUGACGAUGAAGCCAAAGUUUGGAGACCUGCAGGGUGAGGUGACCAGCUUCACCCUCUACCACCAGAACAAGUACCUGGACUGCAGAGGCGGCCAUGCUCUGCUGGAGGAUGGAUCAGACCUGGGUUAUGUGGAGGAAGGCACUCCCUGUGGUCCCAACAUGAUGUGUCUGGAGCGACGCUGCCUCCCUGUGGCGGCGUUCAACCUCAGCAGCUGUUCGGGAUCCAACUAUGGACGCAUCUGUUCUGACCACGGGACCUGCAGUAAUGAGGUGAAGUGUAUCUGCGACAGGGACUACACAGGGAAGGACUGCAGCGUCUUUGAUCCCAUCCCUGAGCCGACAGUCCCAACGGGCCCAGAGAAGAAAGUCUGCCAAUGACACAGAGCAAUUGAGCUGCUGCUCUCAUAGGGCCAAAAAAGCCACCCUGAGCAAGAGGGUGUCCAGCUGAAAGAGCAGGAGAAGGGGAAUGAGAACAAAGUAAUAAAACUCUCUCUCCUUUGUUUUUGUUUUUUUGUUACCGUUGUCUCCCUGACCUCCCUCGCUCACCCGCCCGUUCUCCCACCUCCACCCCAACGUGCCCGAUCCUCCUCCUUCCCUUCAUCUCUCUUUCUCUGUCUGCAGGUAUCUUACCAUCUGCCUCUCUC